Nilaparvata lugens (brown planthopper) is the source of this 2509-nucleotide messenger RNA. Its product is annotated as protein lin-32-like. NCBI's taxonomy places the organism in Eukaryota, Metazoa, Arthropoda, Insecta, Hemiptera, Delphacidae. The record is from RefSeq and is a predicted model, not a curated record. The coding region runs from base 1883 to 2482 and encodes 199 amino acids. Gene Ontology annotation, molecular function: protein dimerization activity. The transcript has a single exon.
AGAAAGAAAUUUUUCAAAUGGUCCAUCGAGUGCACGGGUAACGUGAGCCAGAGGCUAUCCAUAGGUCUACCUAGGCCAUUCAUUGUCAAUUAUUCGGAAAGCAGUUCUUAAUCUUCAUUAUUCAAGUUUAUAUACAAUAUUUUUUAACCCCUUCUCGUUUUUCAUAGUGCAGUGUGAUUGUUCUUGAAAACUUAUACUAGUUUCGAAUACUGUACUUCAAAAAGUUCUGGAACGGCGAUGGUGUUUGGUAGUAGGAAGUGAAUAGUUUAUUUUUUCGUGAAUAGUUCCACGAGAUAUAACCUUUGAGUCUAUCUGGAGAAAAUGAACAAAAACAAGUGUAUUGGUUAAUUGGUGAUCAUUAUUUUAUUAUUCUAUGAAUUAGAUAUUUACCUCUUUUCUGAAUAUCUAUUUAACGUAAAGUUCACUGCAUUUCAAAACCAUUUAUGUAAUAUAACUGAAAAAAUUAUAAUACAAUGUGCUGCGUAUAGUUCGAAUAUUGAGUACAAGUAAGUAAACAAUUUAAAUGACAUACAUAUUCCACUCCAGAGUUGAACUGCAACAAUUCCUAAAUAAUGAAUUCAAAGAGAAUUCUAAUUUCCCAAAAUUCUCCAAUUUCUAAACUAAAUAAAACUCAAGUGACAUGAAUUUCUUUUUUGAAUAAUUUGUGGACAAAAAUAAGAAGUGCUCUAUAUUCAAGGAGAACAUUACAAAGUCAUAUAGAUUUGCAGUAGAAUAAUGAAAGUGGGUGAUUCUCUUCAAGAAUUAUUCGAUGGGAUAGUAAAACAUUUUUUGUUCAAUGAACCUGGUAGAAUUGAUGUGACGUGUGUAUCGUGAAUUUCUAGCAACGGUAACUGUGAACGUGAACAUGAUUAACACAGAGACCUAAUCUAAUAACAGUACUGAUUCUAACUUCUAUAGUGGGUAAAAACUGUACAGUGAACACCUUAGUUUUAUGCAAACAACACUCAAUCAUUCAGAAGAUGGACAAACUUAACGCAAGCUGCCAUAUUUACCUGUUCAAAUAAUAAAAAUAAUAGAAUACUCGUCUCAGAAUCUGCCGAAUCAUGGACUGCAAUCUAUAAAACUGGACGCGGAGCUUCUUCACAAAGUGGUCACGACCGUCUAACGGAUAUUUAUUUACAAGCUUGCUGUCUCACUACCUGUGUUUUGCUUGAAAUUGAAGGGGCACGCAGCCACUACUUGGACUGAGCCAUAAGUACACACCACUUCUGACCUUGAUGACUCGCUCGACUGGAGAGAGUAGCCCGGUGUGAAUUAUGAGAAAGCACUGAUGUAGUCCACUAGUCGAAUUUCUACAAGUAAUCAACAAUUUUUCACUCACAAUUCGAGAAAAUCGACCAACAACAAGUUCUAAGAAAAAAAAUUUAGAUCAAUCAGAACUUCCUUGCCUAUUAAAUUGAGACUGCAGAAAAUGAUUAGACUUUACACUUUAGACAGAAAUGGAGGUAUACUACAUUGUGUAAUGUUUCAGAUUCAACGACAUUUUUCAACAAUUCUCCUCUUUGAAUGAAUUUUGGUGAACGUAAUCAGUGAAAUACCCAAUUAUUCGUUCAUUCUGUUGUGAAAAAGUUGUAAGACUGUCCUAACUCCUAAAUACGGUGAGACUGGAAUAAUAUAUGUCUGUAAUGAUAUUCUUAUGAGAUAGGUAGGCCUACUAAUUGUUCAUCAGCUACCGUAAUUGCUUUUGUAAAUGAUCGAUUCUUCUAUUGGAGAGCAUUUUCUGUGCAGUGUACAAUGAAUCAUGUAAUGAGAAAAAUUUUCAAAGUACAUGAUCUCGGAUCAUAUUUUAAUGGAUGAGGAAGUAUUAUUCUCGAUUGAAACUCUAGUUUGAAAACUCGAAAAAGUGGAGGGCCCGUGGAGUAUGAGAGGGGAGGCAGGGCCCUACCAGCAAGGCCUCAGCCUGAGCGUGGAUCUUGCCUACACGGGCAGCAUACUAACGCCGCGACCAAUCAAAUUCCAGCCAUCAGUCAACAUCUUUGUGGAGCAGAAUGGGCAGCAGGUCGAAGAAGUAGGUACCACGGCAUGGAAUAACUCGUGGCCAUCGAUCAACUUGAAAGAGGAGGAGGAUUGCUACGGAAAGCUGGAUGCAUACGAGAGGCGAGCUGGAAGUGUGGGCUGUCCGACACCGCCGUCGGAAAAGAAGUACUUCUGGCAUCCGUCGCAGGACGCCGACUCAUCGACAGCCAGACGCGGAGGCGCCCGCCGACGCCGCUGCAACUCGGAGCGUCGCUGUGGCGGAUCGACACGGCUGCCGUCGCCGACCGUCGUCAAGAAGCGUCGCCUGGCGGCCAACGCACGUGAGCGGCGUCGCAUGAACGGCCUCAACGAGGCUUUCGACCGACUGCGUGACGUCAUACCGUCGGUCGGCGUCGAUCACAAACUGUCAAAGUUCGAGACACUGCAAAUGGCGCAGACCUACAUUGCCGCCCUGUGUGAUAUGCUGCAGCGUACUUCCAGAUGACCCUGGCUGACAACCGGCUUCAUCCAG